AUGCCCGGGCCUCGGGCUGCCGGCUCCGAGAACUACACGCUCUUCCCCUUCUUCUCGGACUUCAAAGGCUCCAACCGCGUGGUGAGCAGCGCUCUGGAGACGGCCGCGCUAGCGUCGGUCUUCGUGCUCGCCUUCGCGGCCAACGCGUGCGCCAUCCGUCUGCUGGCGCGCCGGCCGCGCCGCUUGCGCGCCGCCAGCUGCCUGGUGCUCAACCUCUUCUGCGCCGACUUGCUCUUCAUCAGCGCCAUCCCGCUCAUCGUGGUGGUGCGCUGGACCGAGCGCUGGACCCUGGGCGCCGCCGCCUGCCACCUGCUCUUCUACCUGAUGAGCCUCAGCGGCAGCGUCACCAUCCUCUCGCUGGCCGCCGUCAGCCUGGAGCGCGUGGUCAGCAUCGUCCGGCUCAGGCCCACGCGGCCCUACAGAGGCAGGCUGGUGGCCGCCCUGGUGCUGCUCAUCUGGGCCUUCUCGGCCCUGGCCACCCUCCCGCUCUGCCUUUUCUUCCGCGUCGAGAGGCUGAACAUAACGGGCCAGACAGAGAGCAUCUGCACCUUGAUUUGGCCCAGCGGUGCAGAAGAAAUUGCUUGGGACGUCUCUUUUGUCACUGUGGUCUUCCUAAUACCAGGAUUGGUCAUUGUGAUGAGUUAUUCAAAGAUUUUGCAGAUUGCAAAAGCGUCAAGGAGACGUCUGCAUGCUGGCUUGGCUUACUCAGAGAGUCACCACAUUCGAAUUUCCCAACAAGACUUCAAGCUGUUGCGGACUCUGUUUAUACUGAUGAUUUCUUUCUUUGUCAUGUGGAGCCCAAUAAUCAUCACCAUUCUCCUCAUUUUAGUGCAGAGGUUCAAACCAGAUGUGCAGAUUUUGCCUUCUUUUUUCUUUUGGAUAAUGGUCUUCACAUUUGCCAAUUCAAUUGUCAAUCCAGUUUUAUAUAAUGUAACCCAUUUCAGACGUGAGUGGAGGAGAGUCUUUUUCUGUUGCCCAGGUCCUCCAGGGAAAAAAGAGACUGUGACAGACACUACUCUGAGACAGCAAAACCAUGGACAUCUCAACGUGUCUGUCAUUUCCAGAUAACCGUGUGGUGUUCCUGAUAAAGAUAAUCUCACCUGCUCUUUAAUGCUGUGUGCUAAAGCAAGCAGUUGGGAAACAAAACAAAAGAAACUAUCAUAUCCACAGAUUGAGCAGACCUCGUUACUGAAUGCUGAAGUCUUGGGAAAUCAGUUAGUGCUGCAGAAAAUGACCCUGCUACUCUCGCCAUAGUAAGAUACAAGGAAUACUAAAAGUGAUUGUGAUAAACAGAAGUUAAAGUAUAGUUGAGAGCAAAACUGAGCCCUGCAUUUUACCAUCUUAUACUAAUUAAAAUCUUUUUUCAUGAUCUUCAGCACAGGUG
Molecule: messenger RNA, 1384 nt
Organism: Elgaria multicarinata webbii
Lineage: Eukaryota; Metazoa; Chordata; Lepidosauria; Squamata; Anguidae
Gene: FFAR4
Product: free fatty acid receptor 4
Exons: 3
Coding region: 1-1068 (355 amino acids)
Biological process (GO): hormone secretion; G protein-coupled receptor signaling pathway; cellular response to hormone stimulus
Cellular component (GO): plasma membrane
Molecular function (GO): taste receptor activity; G protein-coupled receptor activity; peptide binding
Source: RefSeq, a predicted model, not a curated record